GUGGUGUCAGUCUAGUGCCGCUCUGCAUGUUCCACGAUGUGAAUUGAGUCGGCUUUGUGAGAGUAUGCCGUAACGCUCAUAUCGUUUCGCUUAAAGUUCAUAACAUAUAACGGCUGUUAGGCGGCGUAAAAAUUUAUAGAGAGCUAUGUAGAUCUGACUUUUCGAUCAGUAGAAAUCAAUAUUUGCUGCAAACAUUUCUACUAGAUGCUCCGAGCUUCUUCCGACAAGUCACGUUCUAUGCGCUGGUGCUGUUGUCUAAUUUCCAACGAUGCGAUACGCGCGUCUUCGGUUGUGAGCGUGAUUGAACACACUCAAUAAUCUAUCUAUGUUCGAAUUGAAAGUACUAGAGGCAUUCCACGCAAACUAUAUUUCGUACGGAAUGAAAAAACCAACAAAGCCAGAAAUACAGUGCGUCUAGGUAGCCGACUAGUGAUGGUGCCACCGUUGUGCUUAUCAGCUAAUAGAAAUAGGGACUGUCUGCGCGACAAUAAAUUUGGCGCUGUAAUCAAUUUUCGAAAAUAUUCUGAUUCACGCCAUUAGACUGUUGAUACGAGGACGCAGCGCUCACUCACUCUGUUUGAGUAGUACUCGGUGCUCAAAUCCACCAGGCUCAAUAGCUUCUUUGACCAUGCCUAAUCGAGACAGUAAUCAACUAUCGUGGAUACCUCGCUCGCUUCGGAAUGUGGUUUUCAAAGUUGCACGUAUUGGAAAUCGAUGUAAUGAAGUCAACUCCGACAGUCUAGAAUCGGUAUUUGUAGUGCAUCGGCAUUCGAUACGUGCCCCUACGUAUUUUCCUGCCGGAGACCCGUAUCUUAACAGAGAUAACUACCCGCGCGGCGCCGGCUAUCUUACUAAAAAGGGCGUAAUUGCGUGCGGAUCAAUCGCCAACGUUUGGUCUUCGUGGUACCCUGAACAUAUACAUGGAUUAGACCACACAGCUGUAUUUGUGCGCUCAUCUGAAUCGCCACGAUGUCAUCAGACUGCGCAAGCCAUUUUGUCUGCCUUAUUUAGUACUCAAGAGACCAUUUACCCAGUUCCAGUGUAUGGGCCUCCUCCUGGAUUUGACAACUACAUUUCUGUGGUAGGAUAUGGUAAAAACAUCAACAACGUGCUAAGAAGCCAUUACCAAGAUUCCGUUUCACAGCCAAAUACGCUGGGUGCGGUAACAUUUGGCGACGUAAUAGAGGCUGUAAAAGACGUUAUGACCGUUCCAGCACCACUCGAAUACGAAGUGUUCACUUUCCUCGAUGGUAUAGUGUCGAACAUGUACGAGGAUCAUCCAAUCCCAGAUUUCUGGACGCGCAACGAACGUAUCCUAACGGAAGUAUAUGAGAAGCUGUAUGCCCUUGUAAUAGAACAGUAUAGACCGUACUAUGGUGGGCAUCUGUUGAGGGGUAUAGCACAGCGAAUGAAGCAAGUAUUCAAUAAGGAGCUUUCAAGUGGCACACGGUGGUGUGACUAUUCCUUUCAUGACUUCUCUUUGACAGCGAUUUAUCACGCACUAGAGGGAGAAAUCAACCUUCCCAAGCCUCAUUUCCUUGCUGCAAUCUUUUUUGAGCUUCGAACGGCCAAUGAUGGAAGUCAUUGGGUCGAGGUCUACCACAGCCAUGGGAUAGCUCCAGACGGCAGCUACAGCCCCAGAGAGCCAAUGCGCAUGCGUUGGAACGGCGGAUCUCAUCGCGUCAUAUUUGAGAAAAUCUUCGAGAAGAUGUACAAUAACGUUUAUAUCGACAAGCUUCUAGGGGCAAAUGGCAAGAAACGCAACCACGAAGAAAAUGGAAUAUUUUGAAGUACAAUCAUAAACAUUUUCCACCUCAAAUGCCACGUCAAUUUGUUAUACGCGACUUCCGAUUGCGAUUGUGAUGCACCGCUGUGGAACUAUUGUUGCUUAGCGUAGCAAAUCCAUUAUAAAGAAAACGCUUUUAAAAAUCUACGACAUCAACUAAAGUAUAGAUAGGUUGUGUGACAUUACGGAGAAGCUUGCAGUGUCGUUCGCUCAUAUAUCGAGACACCUAUUCGCAAUAAACGAUCAGUAUAUUAUAUAUAUAUAUAUAUAUCAAAGCAAUUAGCAGGCUAUUCUAGCUACUAUCGUUACCUAUAAACAUCUUAUCGCGUCCUUUAUCGGAGCUAUCAAAAAAGGUCCAACUAGCCAAAGAACCGAAAAACUAUUCACUGAAGGCUAAUUUAAUCAACUGCCAAAAAUAAAGGCGCAGAAAUUCUUAGGCCAAAAGCCUACCGGUCACAGAAAAUUACACUAAAACGAUUAUUGUACGCAGAUAAUUUAGGAAGCAAUGCAGUAUACACGGAUACACAGACAGACAUAAACUUUUGGCAAUACAACAUAGAUGGGAAAAUGGUUACCAAAUAUAUAGGACUGUACUCUUUGAAGAAGUUGUUUAACUAUAAUUGUCAACCUCGUCGUCGUAUCUAAACCAGACGACAAAUUUACACAGGCAAUCGAACCAGCCUAGAUUGUUGUUGUGUGGUCAUCUGUAACCAGCAGUUGGCUAGUGGUAACCCUGAUCUGCUGCGCCACCGACACCUGCCAAUUUCAAAUGUAAAACACUCCUGCAACACAAAACAACAUAGACUAUAUUUACAACUGUUGGCUCUAUUGGUAUUGUAUUCGUAGCGCAUGAAUACGUUUAUAUGAGGAGCGCGCACCUGUGACAUCAAGACCAUUGAAUAAAAAUAUAGUUAAUACGGAUCGCCUUUGGGAAAACUGCAUAUAUAUUGUGAAUUCGAGAAAAACAAUUGGAAAAAGAGAA
This is a messenger RNA of Varroa destructor (honeybee mite), 2768 nucleotides long. RefSeq names its product putative acid phosphatase 5. Gene Ontology annotation, biological process: dephosphorylation. Lineage: Eukaryota; Metazoa; Arthropoda; Arachnida; Mesostigmata; Varroidae. The record is from RefSeq and is a predicted model, not a curated record. Gene Ontology annotation, molecular function: phosphatase activity.